CAACAGCCUCAAACGUGGAUAAGAUAGAAAGAUAAAUAUAUUCCUUGUGUUAUGCAGCAGCCAGCAGCAACAUUAAAAAAAACAAAAGCGUGGUCGUUGCAUUUUCCUCCCUUUCUCGUGCUUCCAUUUCAAACCCCCCAUAACGAACAACCACGAAAUGCACCUCCCCAUUAUUACUAUCUCUCUCCUCUCUUUCUAAUUUCCGAGCUACCAUACGAAGAUGUCCGUUGAAGCAACCAGAAGGGUUACCGUUUUAUGUUCCCAUCUCAACACGACCCGUUUAACUUCGGAUCCACGCUCUUCCUCCCUCUCGGGUUCGGUUUGCUCCGAAACCCGAUUAGAUGAUACUCAAAAUCAGAAUUCGUUACACGAUUGCGUCUUUUGCAACAUUAUUCGUGGUCAAUCACCUGCUCUCAAGCUUUAUGAAGAUGACAUGUGCCUAUGCAUAUUGGAUACAAAUCCGUUGAGUCAUGGGCACUCUCUCAUUAUCCCGAAAUCUCACUUCCCUUCAUUGGAUGCUACUCCUUCAUCAGUGGUAGGUGCAAUGUGUUCCAAAGUGCCCUUCAUUAGCAAUGCAAUCAUGAAGGCUACUGGCUGCAAUUCAUUCAACCUGUUGAUUAAUAAUGGAGAAGCUGCCGGCCAAGUAAUAUUUCAUACUCAUAUCCACAUAAUACCCCGUAAAGCAUACGAUUGCUUGUGGACUUCUGAGAGUUUGCUAAGGCGUCCCCUUAAUUUAGAUGAUGAGAAAGUUUCUAAGCUUGCAGCUUGUAUUCAAGAACAGUUGUUGGUAUCAGACAUUUGCCAAGAUAGUAAGAAUGAAGAUUUUUGUUCAACCAAAAGUUAGUGGCAUUAUUCAUCUGUUGUAACAUUAUUAUUUUCAUUUAGAGGAAUGAUACAAGCACUUGAUAUUGUGUGCAUACAUCAAUUCUCGUGCAUGUGUAUGUGUACGUGUACAGUCAAUUUUUGUGUGAGGGAUUACUAGAGGUGAGAUUUCAAUAAUUAUUUGUUGAUAUUUCUAUGCACAGAAGUGUGAUAUCAGAUUAUCCAAAUUUGUGAUUUCCUCUCUGCACUCUCAAUUAUUAUCAAUCAAUUUCGCCCAGUUAUUUUCUUUA
Cicer arietinum (chickpea) is the source of this 1112-nucleotide messenger RNA. Its product is annotated as adenylylsulfatase HINT3. Gene Ontology annotation, molecular function: adenylylsulfatase activity. The record is from RefSeq and is a predicted model, not a curated record. NCBI's taxonomy places the organism in Eukaryota, Viridiplantae, Streptophyta, Magnoliopsida, Fabales, Fabaceae. Gene Ontology annotation, biological process: purine ribonucleotide metabolic process; sulfur compound metabolic process.